UCACUCACCACCCGCCUUGUAGGAGGAGGGUGUCUCUAGCUAGGUUGAAAUAGGCGUUGGCAAGAGAGUGUGACACCGCGAAUAAAUGUUGUCUAGAAGUUUAUAAGUUUUAAAAUAAUCAUCUCAACUAUAUUUUAAUAUGAAUUUCCGCAAUCUUUAACCUUACUUUCGAUUAUAAAUUCAAGUAUGUUGAAGCAAACCAACCACAACCCCAAGGCAGGGCGUAACUUCUUGGCACGGGCAACGGCAGAGGGGAGAAAAAGCCAAAGCAGAUGAAGCUCUAAUCUUCGCUUCAAACACUGGGAAGAAGGAGCGGCCCAUCCAUUGCCGAAAGUAUCGAAAUUUUCAAUUUUGCAACGCAUUUAUUGUUGGACCACUCAUCCUAUUCAGCCUCAGUCUCCUUCCAUAUUUGCGAUCAUGGAACCCCAAUUCACUCGUGAUUUUGCUGCGCAGGACCUUCCAUCUUCUACCGUCAUCGCGAUUUUAUCGAGAUUCCACCGCAGGCCGGCAACGCUCCGCUCUGGAUUCAACAUCCCAACUGAUCGAUUAGAACUAUUGGGUUCUUGCAAUUGCUUGCUUUGUUUGCUGGAUGGCUCUUCUUUAGAUUCCAUUUGCAUAUGCAAUCCCAGUUUGGGAGAUUCCACAGCCCUUGAGGAGCCCAGUGGGGAUAAAGAUGUUCAACGAGUGGGUUACUGGAUUGGGUUUUGUCCAGCCACUGGUAAAUCCAAGGUCAUAAGAGUUGUAAAUGAAAGAGUUAGGAAAUCAGAGGUUGAGGCUUGCAUCUUUGGCUCUGAUACAUGGAGACAUCUGGGUGAUUCCAAAUUCCUGAUUUUAGGGGAAACGGUUAUUGGUAAUUUCAGUGGAGCUCUUAAUUGGGUUGAUGAUGGUUGUGGAAAUUCUGAACUCGUAUGUUCCUUUGGGAUUGGAAAAGAACAAUCCCUCCCAAUCCCCCCGCUUUCUGAGACGACAUUGGGAGUUUUAGGAACUUGCAUAAUUUGUAUUUUUGACAAUCCCUAUCAUGGUCUUGUUGACAUAUGCACCUUGAACGGUUAUGGAGUUGCAGGAUCUUGGACAAAAGGCCACUUUGCGGAAACCUCAGGUUCAUCGAGAUUGUUACGCCUGAAAACAUUUUUGGGAGAUGGAGAGAUUUUGAUCUCUUCUUGUUAUGGUGGCCCGUUUUCUUAUGAUCCCAAAGGAAAGAAUUCAACGAGAAUUAAACUUUAUGGUUCGCAAGAACCAGGGUCUGAGGUAGUUGCUUAUAUUCCAAGACUUAUCUCCCUCAAGGAUGCUGUGGUGGGAGAACAGUCUAGGCUAGCGAGAAUCCGAUCUAAGCGCUUGUGUACUGCUUCCAUCUGCAGUUCCAUCAUCAGAGAAGACGUCAAGUCGAAGAGAUGGAAAACAAUUGAAGCAAGAACUCGAGUGGUGACAGCUAGUACUGGUGUUUCCAUGCUUGAUCUCCCCUCCCCGAUCCUCACUGAUAUUCUUUCAAGACUUCCAGUCAAGACCAUUUUCAACUGCAUGCAGGUCUGUAAAAUUUGGCGCAACUUACUAACGGACCCUUAUUUUGCUCGUUGCUAUCGAAGCCGAUCACCCACCACUGGCGUUGUUCUUACCAUCAAUGCUACUGUCCACUUGCUUGAGCUCGGACAAGACUACAGUUGCAAUGAUCGGCUCAACAAGCCGAUGAGCUUCAACUCCAAAUACAAUAUCCCGAGUAAGCGACUAUAUUUGGUGGGCUCUUGCAAUGGCUUACUCUGUCUGUUGGAUCGAUCCCCCCCCGACUCUGUCUACAUAAGCAAUCCGAUCUUGGGAGAAUCCAUUGCCCUUCCAAAGCCCAAAACAGAGAAGAAUGGAGUUCGGGUUGCUUAUGCUUUCGGAUUUAGUCCAGCUACCGGGGACUACAAGGUGAUAAGGUUCACGAACAAAAAACCCGAAACUCGGUUAUCAAAGGUUGAAGUUUGCACUCUUGGAUCCGGUGCAUGGAGAUACGCCGGAGAUGCCCCCUUCUGUGACAUGCAGGGCAGUGCCAAUCUGAAUGGAGCUCUUCACUGGCUUGAUGAUAGAAAUGAUUCUGAGUUCAUAUGCUCCUUUGACAUCGGGGAAGAAAAAUUCCGACCAAUUCCUCUGCCGCCGGGGAUCGGAAGUAACACAUCCUGGUUGACUUUGGGAGUUUUGGGAAGUCGUCUGUGCAUCUUUGACAACUAUUAUCAUGGUCAUGUUGAUGUGUGGUCCUUAAAAGGUUGUGGAAUUGCAGGGUCUUGGACUAAAGACUACGUUGUUCAAACGGCGGGUUCGUCAAGGUUGCCGGAUUGCGUGUUCCGGCCGGUGACACUCUGGCAAGAUGGAGAGAUUCUCAUCUCAUGUCGUUAUGGUUUAUUUUCUUAUGAUCCCAAGCAAAAGAAUUCCACCAAAAUUAAUGUUUAUGGCAGUCAGUUAGGGUCUACAGCAGUUUCUUACUUUCCCAACCUUAUUUCCCUCGAGGAUAUUGUGAGGGGAGGAUGUACAGCAUAGUUGGAUAUGUUUUUCUUUUCUUUUUCUUUUUUAAUGUAAGAUAUUGUGUGAAAAUGUUUUUGAAUGUAAAAUGUUUUACGAGGAAAUGGACAAGGGAGGGCAACUUAAUUA
Molecule: messenger RNA, 2622 nt
Organism: Diospyros lotus (date-plum)
Lineage: Eukaryota; Viridiplantae; Streptophyta; Magnoliopsida; Ericales; Ebenaceae
Product: F-box protein At3g07870-like
Exons: 3
Coding region: 418-2511 (697 amino acids)
Molecular function (GO): protein binding
Source: RefSeq, a predicted model, not a curated record